Gallus gallus (chicken) is the source of this 2516-nucleotide messenger RNA. It is a transcript of the gene DAP, whose product is annotated as death associated protein. The coding region runs from base 78 to 392 and encodes 104 amino acids. NCBI's taxonomy places the organism in Eukaryota, Metazoa, Chordata, Aves, Galliformes, Phasianidae. Gene Ontology annotation, molecular function: death domain binding. The record is from RefSeq and is marked provisional. The transcript has 4 exons. Gene Ontology annotation, biological process: negative regulation of autophagy; cellular response to amino acid starvation; apoptotic signaling pathway.
GACAGGGCGGGCGGCAGGCGGUGCUGGCGGCGGGAGUGGGGUGUGGGCGCGCUAGUGCGGGCGCUGUCAGGGUAAACAUGUCUUCGCCUCCCAAAGAGAAAGCCGAGACUCGGGCUGGACACCCUCCUGCUGUUAAAGCGGGUGGGAUGCGGAUUGUGCAGAAACACCCACACAGUUCUGAUACCAAAGAAGAAAAAGAUAAGGAUGAUCAAGACUGGGAAACCAGCAGCCCACCUAAACCAACAGUGUUCAUCUCUGGUGUCAUAGCAAGGGGUGACAAGGACUUCCCUCCAGCAGCUGCUCAGGUGGCUCAUCAGAAACCACAUCCUUCAGUGGAAAAGCUUCCUCACCCUCAACAUGUCAAACAGCACAUCCACCAACCUCGCAAGUGAGCUCACCACCAAAAUCUCAGCCAUACUGCCAUGAGUGAAUAUGUUUUCGAGAGAAGACAUUGACCCUUCAUGGUUCACAUUAUCAAAUCAGUAAUAUUGACCUCUAGAAAUCUUAUCCCGUUCUUUUACUUUAAUUCCCAAGGGUUAAUGAGAACAAAGACAUUGUUGAGUUGAUAUACCAAAUAGAAAGUUUUCCCUUUUCUAUUAAGUAUUUGCUGAUCAAGCAUGGUUUUUUAAUAAGACUGAUUGACAAGAUGAAAAUCUAUUAUGAUUAGUGAGCUUAAAACUUGAGCUUUUAGUUCUGGCAUUGCAAUAGCAGAUAGUUAAUGUAGUUUUUAUGCUAAACCAGUAGAGAACAUCCCCUUGGUACUGGUACUUCUGUUAUCCAGAGGGAGUUUGUUGAGACAAAUUAGUGAUUGUCUUGAAUACAGUCUUGCAGUCUUGAGUAUCCUGAGGUGUUAGAUCUCAAGUAGGCAGAUAUCCAGCUGAAUCUUUUUUAAACCCCUUUGCACUCCCAGUCUUUAUGAAGUUCUUUUGUGCAAGCUCUGCAUGGGUGCAAAGAAGUAGUCAAGAGUUAUAAGCACGCUGCUGCUGUGACCUCACAGGCCUAUUCUUUUGAGGUGAUUUCUCAAAUCCAGCAACAAGUUCAUGAAAUUCAGGACCUUCAAGAACUGAACUUGAACUGGAGGAAAAUCUGAUUUCUUUUUUUAAAUUACACCAUUACUGUGUUUAACUUUGAGCCAAGCUCUGUUAUGCAUCUUUCUUAAAAUUAAGAAAGAAUGAAGGGAAUAAAAGCUACUUGCCAGACAGAGCAAUUGGAUUAGGUUAGGCCACAUAGUUAAAUAUGUCAAUUACACAGUUUGAAAUAAAAAAAAAAAAGCACAAGCUCUAGCCAAUUCCUUCUUCAGCUCUAUAGAACCCAGGAAAGUCUUUUUUUAAAAAAAAAAAGAAAACAUUCCACCUACAUUUUAAAAAUAUAGGUCUGUUUUAACUGACCAGUACAGGUUUUAAUGCCCUAUGAGUUUGUAAAAACUUCUAACAGUCUCAGAAAAGUGAAUACAGGAGCAAAACACUGAAAUAUGGCCCAUUUCACAAGUGGGAUAACUCACAUCGUGUAAGUGAAGGGGACCUGGUAUGGCCAUCUAUUCAUAGGCUUGAAAUGCAAAGGGUGUAUUACAAAAGAUAGGCUUGGAUGUAUAUAUUCUGUACCAAGGAAGGGGACCUAUAUUUGUGUAUGAAGUCCUUAUUUUCAGUUUAAUUAGAUAACUGUACUUGCCUUAAGGAGUGAGUGUUGUUUAUAAGAAUUAAUCUGUAUUAGAAAAUGCAUAUUUUAAAAUAUGCUUUCUGUUCCUGACAUUGGUACUUUUGAGGCCUUGUUCUUAGCCACUCAUGAGUGUACAAGUGAUUCACACAUGAGUAAUUUACCCUUGAAGGUAGAAUUGUUGGAUCUCAUGGAACAUAUUUAUGAGCUAAAUCACCAGCAGAUUCAGGACAAAGAGACUAUCAUCUCAUUGAUAGUGUAGCCAGUAGCUGUCAGUGUGCUGCAUCAGUGCGUCAGCAGGUGGUCACGGUCACUUACUUGGUGCUGGUAGCUGCUGGUUUAAGAAUGGUGGCAUUCAGCUCUCCUAUUUUUAUGUCUACAUCUGAAGUAGUGUGUAGAUUCUAACUGUAGUCAAAACAGUCAGUAGAGCAUGUUUCAAGACAACCUGAAUUCCUCUUGACUCCAUUGACUAUAGUGGAAAACUAGAAAUACUUCAGAAUAGCAGCACACCAUUUGGUGGGCUUGGACAGCUCUACUCUAUGUGUUCCUACCUUACGCAAGCAACAUGUUUCCAGCUUUUGAGUUAGAAACAACUGCUCUUGGUUGUUAAUGCAAUAUAUAUCGCAUAUAUAGACAGCAUCAGACAUUUGUCUUUGAUUCCUGAGAUGGGUAUGUAAGUUUGUACAAUGAAGCAAGAUUCUCAAGAUAUCUUUAGUUACUUUUAGAGUGUGGGAUUUGCUAUAUGAUUAGAAAAUGUCUCUUUAUGAAAGCAUAUUAUGUAUGGUUGAAAGAUAUCCAUGUUUGUGCAUAGCUGUCCUUACCAAUGCAUUAUCUUGCCGAAAAUAAAGAAUCAUAAUUGGUCA